Molecule: messenger RNA, 768 nt
Organism: Parnassius apollo (apollo)
Lineage: Eukaryota; Metazoa; Arthropoda; Insecta; Lepidoptera; Papilionidae
Source: the annotation of a GenBank genome assembly
AUGUUAUUAGUUUUUACAAGUAGUGUAGUUUAUGAUAUCUUAAACACGAGAUGUCUAGUACCUAUUAAUUAUUUAGUGUGGGAAGCAACGCGGCCUUUAGCUGAUUGUGACUACUGUGCGAACGUUACGAAACCUAUUAUAUUACGGAACAUUACUCGAAAUGAUUUUAUGAAAUAUGCUUACUCAUCCAAACCUAUUAUAGUAAAAAACGUUAUCAGUCACUGGAGAGCAACUAAAGAAUUUAGUUUUUACAUGUUCAAAAGAUAUUAUGAGCAGACAAUAGGAAGUUAUGAAAGUUUUGAUGAAGGGUGUCAAUUUCUCAAUUUUAAAUCUGAUCUUUUUUCAUUAAAAGAUGUAUUUAAUAUGCCUGAUAAGAGAGUAAGGAAUGAACCAGGGCAAAAACCUUGGUAUGUUGGAUGGGCCAAUUGUCAUGCUGAUAUACUAGCUAAAGUGAGGCAGUAUUAUAGUAUUCCAGAAUUUUUACCAGAAGAUGCAGAGUUUCCAGAAACUGAAAAUAUAUUCUUUGGAUAUGAGAUGGGGGCUGUAAUGCAUUUAGACUAUAUUCCUCGUCUCAUGUGGCAAGGGCAAGUAAAAGGAAGUAAAAAUUGGUCACUUGCCCCAGUUCCAGAAUGUGAACAUGUUUGUCACAGGAUUCAAUAUUAUGUAGAGCCUGGUGAUGUUGUAUUGCUGGACACAAGGCUCUGGUACCACGCAACAAGUAUUCCCAAGGGGCAGUUUUCUAUGACAGUGCAAUCUGAAUAUGGUUAA